Molecule: messenger RNA, 6900 nt
Organism: Astrephomene gubernaculifera
Lineage: Eukaryota; Viridiplantae; Chlorophyta; Chlorophyceae; Chlamydomonadales; Astrephomenaceae
Source: the annotation of a GenBank genome assembly
GCCCGUGCGGCUGGACGACGAGCCGGCGGCGGCGGCGGCGGCGCCGUCGUCGCCGUCGCAGUUCGCGGCGGCUGAGUCGAUGUUGGCGUUCCUCGAGCAGCGGCUGUUGCCACAGCUGGGGGCCGUGUUGCCGCUGCCGGAGGGCGUUCACAGCGUCGGUCUGCAGGCUGCUGGCAGCGCCGCCCAAGUCGCCGUACUUUCCGCCGGCGGCCGUUUGACCCCGCUGCCCUGUCCCGCGGCCAUGCCGCAGGCGGCGGCGGCGGCGGCGUCUCCGCCACCUGCCAUUGUUUGCGUCAGCCCCUGCUGCGUGCUGUUGAGCCAUGCCGGCGAGGAGUUCGCCGGCCCCGCCGCCGCCGCUGACGUCAUCAGCGGCAGCUCACGUGAGGGCCUCCAACGCAGCGGUGAAGUUCUGACGCUCACGCUGACUCUUGCUGCCGUUGCCGGCGGCGGCGGCGGCCGCCUCCGGCAUCCACAGCAACUGUACGGCAACAUAGACGGCGGCGUCGACAGCAAGACAGCGACAGACUCUCGGGUGCGACUGUUCGCACGUCACUGCGGCCGGUGUCUACCCAUUGUCGCACGUCCUCUGGUGGCCUCAGCCACAGCAGCAUCCUCCCCCUCUCCCUCCAUGGCCUCCUCAUCGUCCUUCACACUAGAGAUUCCCACAGCGGGUUUGCGUCCUGGCGUGCUUCUGCUGGAGGCUGCAUGGGAGGACGACGACGGCGGAAGCGGCGAUGCCGUACAAUCAGCGGUGGCGGCGGCGGCGACGCCGUCGCUGUCGCUAUCCAUGCCUUGGCCGGUGCUGGUGUUGGGCGAUGCAGCUCUGGCGGAGGAGGUUUCAGAGCUCCAGUCGCAGCUGGAGUCGACAGCGCCGCUGCGAGCCGCCAUGCAGGCGGCGGAGGCGGAUCCAUUCUUUCAGGAAACCCAGGCAUGCCAGCAGCAGGCACAGCAGCAGCAGCAGCAGUUGGACGGGGGUGCUUUGUCGGUGCUUCUGGAUCUGGGUGUCUGGUUUGAGGCGGUGGGCAUGCCGGAUGUGGUGGCGAUUCCAGAAGACAUGUGUCAGGGGGCCGCCAAUGAAUGGAAAGUGGACGGCAGCGGAUACGACGGCAGCGGUUCUCCAGAGCGGUAUGCAGCUACUGCUGCUGCUGCUACUGCCGCUGCUGUUGCAGCUGCUGCGAACUCGCCCUUCACCCAUUCCCGCACGCACCGCCCGCAGCGCACCAAGCAGCGCCAAGCAGCAGGCAGCUCAGGCGGCAACAGCUGGGAUAACAGCUGCCUUGGUGGUGGCGACGAUGAUGAGGAUGUUAAGAUCGUUCCUGAAAGCAGCAACAUGAGCCGACCGCGGUCACAGCAACCCGCAGCUGCUGUUGCUUCUCAUGCUGCAAUCCUGCCCGGCAGUUUGGAUUGUACGGCGCAGUACGAACGGCACUUUCGCAACGGUUCCGUACUGCAGUCAACCGUCUCCGCUCUGGGUCUGCGCCUGUUGCGGUUUGCGGUGGCCCGUGGCUGGUCGGCGACCUCCGAACUGCUGUUGCAGGGCCUUAUGGUGCACUGUCGGCUGUCCUUCCAAGCCAUUGCGACACUCUUCCCCGCAGCAGCAGCCGGCAACGGCGGCGACGCCGGCGGCGGCAUGCCGCUGCUUCACACCGCUGUUAGCUCGGGUCGGCUGGCCAUGAUUCGAGCCGUCAUGUCCUGGGGUCGUCGCUCCAGGUGCCCCUUUACGUGGGACAAGACUGCCUCCGCUGGCGGCGCCGCCCUCGCCGACGGCGGUGACGUCAGCAACGGCGGCGGCGGACUGACGCCGCUGCACCUAGCGGCAGUGCAUGAAGACGGCGGCGCGCUGGCGGCUGCAGUACGGUACUUGUGGCCGGAGACGGCGGCGCUGUGGGCGGCGGUACGGGAUGCUGAGGGAAGGACGCCGGAGGACUAUGCGGCGAGCAUGCGCGAGCUUGCGGAGGCGGAGGCGGAGGCGGCGAUGGCGGUGCAGUUACAGGUGGCUGUGGCGGACAUGGGGGCACUGGCAGUGCGGGCGGAGGAAACGGCGGGGCAGCCCAACAGGGCGGAAGGGGCAGCUGCGGCGGCGGAGCCGUUUGUUGCCACAGCAGAAGCAGCAGAAGCAGCAGCAGCCAGCGCUCACAGGGGCACCGGUGGGUGCAAUGCUGCGGUAGCGGAAGCAGUCUGCAUGGCGCCUGAGCCAGCGGCCACUUCCUUCCUGCAGCAGCAGCAGGAAGCACUGCCUCCCUCGCUGCUGCUACAGCAGCCGCUGCCACCCCUGCACCCUGUCCCAACGCCGCCUCCGCCGCUGCAAUCUCGCGCCCUUCUGGACCUGCUAGCUGGCUUCAGCGGCGGUGCCUUCAGUGGCAGCGUCCGCGUCAGCGGCAGUGGCGGAGCCUUUAGCGGCGGCGGCGGCGGCGGCAGUAGCUCCCAUGGCGGUGCAUGCAGCUUCGGCGGCAGCCUAGAAGGAGCCGCGCUGCUGACCCCCAGUGACAACACCACCAGCAGUGUCUCCGGCACCGACCCGCCCUCCUGCCUCCUCCUGCGCUCGCCGCAGUUGCUGACGGCACCAGGCGGGUUUCAGAGCGGGGGCCUUAUCGGCGGCGGUGGUGGCGGCGGUGGUGGUGGCCGACUCCAGGGCGGCUGUCAGGGACUGCUGAUGUCGUCUCGGGGACUGCUGCAGCCGCCGAGGGGAGGGCUGCUGCAGGGGCCCCAGCCGGGCGCAGGAGGGCUGCCGGCUGAGCUGCGGGCGCUACAGCAGCAGCCCGGUGGGGGUGGGGGCGGUGACGUUGGGGUCCGCCUCACGGCGGGUCUGAGCGGGCUGUCAGCUCUGGCGGCUGCUGGUAAUGCCGCUGCCGCUGCUGGCGGGAUGCAGAGAUGCAUGUCAGAGGUGGAAAGGCUGGAUGACGACUGCGGCAGCGCCUCCGCGGGGCCCGACUCCCAGUGGUCUCGGAGCACCACCGCCACCGCCACCACAGCGGCAUACUGCCAGGCGGGUGCUCUUCCCUCGGACAUCCCCCCGUCCCUGCACGCUCCGCCUCCGUCCUCCCUCCGACCCUCCGGCAUCCGGACAACCGCAGGCACCGCAGCAACCGCCAUCUCAACCGUCCAUUCCAUGUCCGUUGCCGCCUCCGCCGCCACCACUGCCGCCUCCGCCGCCACGUCCUCCGGUCUGCUGCCGUCGCUUUCUGCGCUACCGCAAGACGGCCCCCCGCCCGGCGAGCCCGCAUGCAAUGAUGGUGCGUUCCUACCUGUAGUGGUUCCCGGGGCAACCUCCAGCAGCAGCAGCAGCAGCUUCACAACUGCAGCAGCAGCAGCCGGAGCCGCACGGGCAGCAGGAGGAGGAGCAGCUGGAGCAGUAGCAGCGGCAGACGCAUCGUACAUGCUUGGCUUGCUGGGUCGGGCUGCGGUGGACAUGGCAGCGAUAGCGCCUGUGGCGUCGGCACCUGCACCAACGGCACAAACAGCACCGGCAGCAGUAGCGGUUAAGAGCAGCGCUGAGGCACCUUCAGUCAUGGUGGCUUUUCCAGGCAGCCCCAUCACUGCAGGCUCCUAUGAUACGUUUCUGCGGGAUUGGGGCAGCGGCCUGGAGGCAGGGACGUCGGCGGGUGGCGGAAGCGGUCAUGUUGGUUCGUCGACAGCAGCGGCGGUAGACGGGUCGACACCGCCGCCACGGAAGGCCGUUGUACGGAAUGUCCUGACGGCGACGCCGCCGCAAGCCGCCGUCGGCGCAAGCGGCAUGCGGAUUGCCUUUGUAGGCGGCAGCGGCAGCUCUGGAGGCGGCGGCGGAGGCUGCGGCGGAAACGCCGGCAGCGGAUCCACUGCGACUGUCGUACAUGCAGAGCAGCAACUAGCAGCAGCGGCGGCAGCGGAGGCGGCUAGGCAGGUUAACAUUGUGGGAAGCGUCCAUGUUGCACCACUGGGACCUGCCUUGUCUUCGUCACGGUCUCCUCGCUGUGCUGCUGGCAGCGCGGCAGCGGCCGGGGUUGCCAGGCCCUCUCCAGCAGCCGCUCCGGAACACCCGCACCACUUUGCUGACGACUGGCAAACCCACCUGGCACUAGCGACUGCGUCGUCGUCGUCGUCGACGUCAGCGGCGGCGGCGGUAACCGCAAGGACGAUGACGGCGGAUGAGGCGGCGGCGGCGGCGGCACCGGUCCAUACUGCUUGUCUCACCGGCUCCUAUCCUGUCGGGGGAUCCGUUUCCUCAAGGCCCCGCCGCCUCGCCUACGCCCAGGACUAUGCGCCCUUGGGUCAUCAUCAAAGCAGCAGCACCAGCAGUGCUGCCAUCACGACCGCUGCCGCUGCUGCUGCCUCCACCGCCGCCGCUGCUGUUUUUCCCUUCGCAGCGGCGCCAUUGCGGCCACCGCCGGUAGCAGCAGCAGCCACGGCGGCACCCAUCGCACCAGCACCAGAAGCAGCAUCCCAGCCACCCUUCACCACCACAGUGGGGCCGCCCAACGACAGCCCCCGCCAGCAUGUCCCGCAGGGCCGCGGGGAGCUGCCGCCGCCGACGACGACGACAUCGUGUCAGCCGUCGCAGCGGGUGCAACCCCAGCUAUCGCAGCCGCCGCACGCUGCCCUACCAUGUGGUAGUGCUGUUCGCACGCCGCCGCGCUCAGGCAGCAGCAACGAUGCUUCUGCUGCUGCUGCGGCGGCGGCGGCUGCAGCCCCUUCCGCCCGGCGCCCUGCGGCCUCAUCGGUCCAACAGACCUCAUCAGCAGCUUCAUUCUCAGCACCAAUCUCAGCAGCAGCCCCUGUCCCGGUGGCGGACCUAGCAGCCCCACCACCAUCAUCCGACACACCGGUCCCUGCUGUCGUCGCAUCGGCUCCCGCCCCAACAGUCCCCACUGCUGCAACCAGCUGUUGGCAUGGGCCAAACAUUGCGGCUGCUGCUACUACCAACUGCUGGGCUGCUGCUGCUGCUGCUGCCGCCGCUUCCCCGGCCCCAUCUGCUGGUGCGCGACUGCUGGUGCGCGGCGAGCAGCACCCGCCGGCUCACUCCCCCGCGCUGCCCGCAGCGGCUCACUCCACAAGAACUCCUCAGUCCGCUUCGACAACCGUGAAGUCCUCAACGGUGGCUGAGCCCUCCGCCGUAGCGCCCCUUGUUGUUGCUGCUGCUGCACAUCCGCCUCCGUGCUCAGUCACGCCUGCUGCUCCCACAACCGCGCCCGCGGCGCCGAGGCAGCUAGGAGGAGAGGAGGGUGGGCACGAUGGGGCCCUGCGUCCAGCUCCGUGGACGGAAGGAGGAGCUGCGGAGGCAGCAACGGGCGUGCCUCCAUCGCGGCUGGGCGCCUCACCGCCGCCAGCUCUGAGGACGGCGAAGCCGUCGUCGCUGCUGUUUUACAGUCACGCUGUUCCGUUGUUGGUGCUGCUGCUGGCGCUGCUGGUAGCUGCAUUGGUGAGGGCAAACACAGUGUGAGGCCGGCUAGUGGGAGCAUGUAAAGGAAACUGGCCGCGAGUAGGAACGUACUGGAUCGUCGGAAGAUGAAGAUGUCCGCGUGUGUCGGCAGGGGCGAGAUGGCGUGGUGGGGGCGGAGCGCCGGCGUACGGUUGGAACUGUUGACGUCGCAUCGGUUUGCCGUACAUGGCAUUGUUGUUGUUUGCAUGGUAUUGUGCUUGUUGUCGCAUAUAUGAAUAACGCCGAGUGCUAAACGAGAAAUCUGCGAGGUCGCAAGCCCGCUGGUUUGGGCCAAUCAAGCCUAGGGUGUAGCUGCCAAAGGAGGGUGCACGUGCGCGAGGAAGGGGGUGCCUGGAAGGCGGAGACGGAGGAAGAGGACAUGCAAACCAGCAAGCGGCCUAGCAAAGCGUUUACGGAACAACGACCGCGAGCGAGAGGGGUUUAUGCCAGAAGAGAAUAAAGAGAUAAAUUGCUUGGGCUUGACUGGAUAGGCAGAUCUAUAGAUUGUUCGCUGGAUUGUGGAUUGAAGCAGCUGCGUCGUGCACUUUGCUUGUAUGCUUUCAUAUUGCCUUGAGCACCUGCCAAGAUUCGGAAUUGCUUUCAAAUGCUGCGUGCUCUGCUGUGCGCUUACACGCGCACAUCUAGCGGCUAUAGUCCUUUCUCUGCCGUGCAUACAUCGCAGCUCAGCCCUAUUGGUACGUGCGCCCCUUCUCUGCCGUACGUUUGCGCGUUUAUGCGGCGCGACUCGUACAUACGCGUUGUCGCCCUCGGAUGUCGGGAUUACGCAGCUUCGUGCUCAUUUUUUGGAGGUGGGGGCGGGGGGCUGUGUCGAGAGGGGGGCUGUGUCGUUAGAGCCCGACUUCAGUGCGCAUGGUGCGCACCGGCGGUAGUGUUUGGCGUGGCUUGCACUCAUGCGCGGUUAGGGUCAUGAUCGCGAGGUACCAGGGAGCGGUGGUUAAUUUUCCUUCGUUGUUGUUACCAUGCUGGGUUGCACUGGGAACAUUGGAAACUGCAGAAGCUCGAUUUGACUGGUCUGGUCAGUAAGCGCGUUUGUUGCUGGCAGCGGCAUAGUGCCAUAGGUAAUAGUCGUCUGUGGCCAUCGAUUGCGCACUACAUGGCAGCAUUUAGGGUUUAGGGUCCAGCCAGUGCUCAGUCACAGGAAUAAAAUGCCAACGGCGACAGGGCUUGCGGCGGGUCGCUUGCAUUGAUUGGUUUUGCUGGUAAAUUGCAGCGGAUGAAUACGAAUAUUUGACCUUUUCACUUGUUGGCUGGUUCGUGAGAGACCCCUCACGCAAACCUGCUUUGUUAGUCGUACCGUACUGGCCGUUUAAGCCAAUGGUAGGCUGUUGUAUGUCGCUGUGUUGCGCGCGUCACGUUCCUUUGUCCAUCACAUGCUCGAUCUCUCAUCGUCCUGGUAACGUCAGACUCGUCUCUCAAACUUUUGACUCGAGGAAUGGGUUGUCCUCGAGCCACAUGCAACACCCGCAUUGCGUAAAAUAAACAAC